Molecule: messenger RNA, 1898 nt
Organism: Callorhinchus milii (elephant shark)
Lineage: Eukaryota; Metazoa; Chordata; Chondrichthyes; Chimaeriformes; Callorhinchidae
Product: cytochrome P450 2K1
Biological process (GO): xenobiotic metabolic process
Cellular component (GO): cytoplasm; intracellular membrane-bounded organelle
Molecular function (GO): iron ion binding; heme binding; oxidoreductase activity, acting on paired donors, with incorporation or reduction of molecular oxygen, reduced flavin or flavoprotein as one donor, and incorporation of one atom of oxygen
Source: RefSeq, a predicted model, not a curated record
GGAAGGGAGGAGGGAUAGAGCGAGAGAGGAAAGGAGGAGGGAUAGAGUGAGGGUAGAUGCUGUCAGGCUGAGUUGAGCUCCCAUUCCCUGCUCGCCCACCAUGGCUCUGCUGGCUUUGGCUUUGCCCGCUGUUGACCUCACGACUGCCCUGUUGCUCUGCUCUCUGGUUAUGGUUCUUCUCCUCUUCCUGGCGUCCGGGCGUAAAACUGACCCCCGCUUCCCCGCUGGCCCGGCAGGCCUGCCCAUCAUCGGCAACCUGCACCAGGUCAAACUGAGCCGUCUCCACGAAUCCUUGAUGCAGUUGUCGGAGAAACAUGGCUGUAUAUUUUCCCUGCGGUUGGGUCAGCAGGACACGGUGGUGCUGACGGGUUACGAGGUGGUGAAGGACGCACUGGUCAACCAUGCCGAGGAAUUUAUGGGACGUCCGCAUGACCACGUCAGAAGCAUCCACAGGAAAAACCACGGUGUUGUUAUGGCUGAUGGCGAAUCCUGGAAACAGAUGCGACGAUUUACAUUAUCAACCCUCCGGGAUUUCGGAAUGGGGAAGAAAUCUGUCGAAGAUAAAAUCAUAGAGGAAGCGUCUCACUUAAGUGACGUGUUCCAGGCUUAUGAAGGUCAGCCCUUUGAAACCACGAUUCUGACAAAUGGUGCUGUGGCCAAUGUCAUCUGCUCUAUCCUACUGGGCAACAGAUUUAAUUAUGAUGAUCAGACGUUUGUCAAUCUUAUACGGAUCAUCAAUGAAAACAUUAGGCUGGCAAUAAGUCCAACACUACAGCUGAUCAAUUUCUUGUUUCCGUUCCUGGAUUUUCUGCCGGGCAAACAUAGGACCUUUCUGUCCAAUGAAGAGAUCAUCCGAACCUUCUUGAGGAAAAUACUGAAGGAGAACAGACAGGAUCUGAAUAUAGAUUCCGUUCGCAGUUUCAUUCAAGCCUUCAUGGUCAAGCAACAGGAAGAAUCGGAAAACCCAAAGACCUAUUUUCAUGAGGAGAAUCUGGUGAUGACCACACGCGAUCUUUUUAUCGCUGGAAUGGAGACGACCUCAACCACACUCCGGUGGGCUAUUCUGCUGAUGAUGAAAUUCCCCGAGUUUCAACAGAAAGUCCAUGAGGAAAUCGAUCAAGUGAUUGGGACAGACCGUCACCCGAGGCUGGAAGACCGUAAAGCAAUGCCUUUCACAGACGCCGUCAUACAUGAAACCCAGAGAUUUGGGAACAUUGUCCCAUUGAACCUUCCCCACGCCACAACUGCCGACACAAAUUUCCGAGGAUAUUUUAUACCUAAGGGCACCCGUGUGAUCCCGUUACUGACCUCAGUGCUGUAUGACAAAACACAGUGGGAAAAACCCAAUGAAUUCACCUCCCACUUCCUCGACGUCGAGGGCAAGUUCAGGAAGAGAGAUGCUUUCAUGCCUUUCUCUGCAGGGCGAAGGGCCUGCGCAGGCGAGAGUCUGGCUAAAGCUGAACUCUUUCUCUUCUUCUCGACGCUGAUGCAGAGAUUCCGAUUCCAGCCUCCGCCCGGAGUGACCGACCUUCCCCUCACGGCCAUUGUCGGAAUCACAUCAUCCCCGACACCUUACAAGCUCUGCGCUGUGCUCCGUUAGGAGUUGAGACAAACAACAACCAGAACUGUAUCCCCCUUCACGUGCGAGUGGCGUCUCGGAGACCAAACACACACACAGGGACAAUUAAUAAUAAUAAUAGAAAUCCGUGUAUCUGAUACAACAAUAAUAAUAAGCCUUACAUUUGGUACAGAGUCUUGUCACAUGAUUGAGACUCUCAGAGUGCUUCACAGGAUAUAAUGUAAAGUGUAGUGACUGUGCAUUUUCUAUUUAGUUCUGAUUUGAACUAAUUUUGUAUUGAACGGACAAUUUAAUAAAUGACACAUUUGGUAAAAAAUCA